CUUCUCUCUCUCCCUCUUGGGGCCGCUUCGCCGAAGGUAGCGCCGAAUCUGGCGACCGGAGCCUGGGCGCGAAGCGAAGAAGCCAGAACAAAGUGAGGGGAAGCCGGCCGGCUGGCCCGGGGGGCCCUAAAAGGGCUGGGGAAGCGGGACUCGCGCCAGGCGGGGCUUCCCUUCGACCCGGCGCCCGGCGGGCAGCAUGCCCCUGCGGGCAGGGGGAUCUGGGCUGAACUGGCCCUCCUGGGGGCUCAGCCUGCGCCCUAGAGCCCCCCAGAUGCGCCCCCGCCGGGGCCCCCCGCUUGCGUGAGGACACCUUUUCUGAGGGGCGCCGCUAGCCCCUCUCGAAACCUCCCGGGGCCCCGGCUGGCCAGAGGAUGGACGAGGAGGAGGAUGGAGCGGGCGCCGAGGAGUCAGGACAGCCCCGGAGCUUCAUGCGGCUCAACGACCUGUCGGGGGCCAGGGACCGGCCGGGGCCGGGGUCGGCGGAGAAGGACCCCGGCAGCGCGGACUCCGAGGCGGAGGGGCUGCCAUACCCUGCACUGGCCCCGGUGGUUUUCUUCUACUUGAGCCAGGACAGCCGCCCGCGGAGCUGGUGUCUCCGCACGGUCUGUAACCCCUGGUUUGAGCGCAUCAGUAUGUUGGUCAUCCUUCUCAACUGUGUGACCCUGGGCAUGUUCCGGCCAUGUGAAGACAUUGCCUGUGAUUCCCAGCGCUGCCGGAUUCUGCAGGCCUUUGAUGACUUCAUCUUUGCCUUCUUCGCUGUGGAGAUGGUGGUGAAGAUGGUGGCCUUGGGCAUCUUUGGGAAAAAGUGUUACCUGGGAGACACCUGGAACCGGCUUGACUUUUUCAUCGUCAUUGCAGGGAUGCUGGAGUAUUCGCUGGACCUGCAGAACGUCAGCUUCUCAGCUGUCAGGACAGUCCGUGUGCUGCGACCCCUCAGGGCCAUUAACCGGGUGCCCAGCAUGCGCAUCCUCGUCACGCUGCUGCUGGACACGCUGCCCAUGCUGGGCAACGUCCUGCUGCUGUGCUUCUUCGUCUUCUUCAUCUUCGGCAUCGUUGGUGUCCAGCUGUGGGCAGGACUGCUUCGUAACCGAUGCUUCCUGCCUGAGAAUUUCAGCCUGCCCCUGAGCGUGGACUUGGAGCGCUACUACCAGACUGAGAACGAGGAUGAGAACCCGUUCAUCUGCUCCCAGCCUCGUGAAAAUGGCAUGCGCUCCUGCAGGAGUGUGCCCACGCUGCGCGGGGACGGGGGCGGCGGCCCGCCCUGCGGCCUGGACUACGAGGCCUACAACAGCUCCAGCAAUACCACCUGCGUGAACUGGAACCAGUACUACACCAACUGCUCGGCGGGGGAGCACAACCCCUUCAAGGGUGCCAUCAACUUCGACAACAUUGGCUACGCCUGGAUCGCCAUCUUCCAGGUCAUCACGCUGGAGGGCUGGGUCGACAUCAUGUACUUUGUGAUGGAUGCUCACUCCUUCUACAACUUCAUCUACUUCAUCCUUCUCAUCAUUGUGGGCUCUUUCUUCAUGAUCAACCUGUGCCUGGUGGUGAUUGCCACGCAGUUCUCAGAGACCAAGCAGAGGGAAAGCCAGCUGAUGCGGGAGCAGCGUGUGAGGUUCCUUUCCAACGCCAGCACCCUGGCCAGCUUCUCCGAGCCCGGCAGCUGCUACGAGGAGCUGCUCAAGUACCUCGUGUAUAUCCUCCGGAAAGCAGCCCGAAGGCUGGCCCAGGUCUCUCGGGCAGCGGGCGUGCGGGUUGGCCUGCUGAGCAGCCCAGCGCCCCGUGGGGGCCAGGAACCCCAGCCCAGUGGCAGCUGCCCUCGCCCCCACCGCCGUCCGUCCGUCCACCACCUGGUGCACCAUCACCACCACCAUCACCACCACUACCACUUGGGCAAUGGGACUCUGCGGGCCCCCCGGCCCAGCCCACAGAUCCAGGACAGAGAUGCCAGUGGGGCCCGCCGGCUCAUGCUGCCACCACCCUCAACACCUGCCCUUUCCAGGGGCCCUCCAGGGGGUGCAGAGGCUGUGCACAGCUUCUACCAUGCUGACUGCCACUUGGAGCCAGUCCGCUGCCAAGCACCCCCUCCCAGGUCGCCAUCGGAGGCAUCGGGCAGGACUGUGGACAGUGGGAAGGUGUACCCCACCGUGCACACCAGCCCUCCACCUGAGAUGCUCAAAGAGAAGGCACUAAUGGAGGUGGCCCCCGCCUCUGGACCCACCACCCUCACCAGCCUCAACAUCCCACCCAGGCCCUACAGCUCUAUGCACAAGCUGCUGGAGACGCAGAGUGCAGGCGCCUGCCAAAGCUCUUGCAAGAUCUCCAGCCCUUGCUUGAGGGCAGCCAGCGGAGCCUGUGGCCCAGACAGCUGUCCCUACUGUGCCCGGACCGGGGCAGGGGAGGUGGGGCUCACUGGCCACGAGAUGCCUGACUCAGACAGUGAGGCGGUUUAUGAGUUCACACAAGAUGCUCAGCAUGACGACCUCCGGGAUCCCCACAGUCGGCGUCGACGGAGCCUGGGGCUGGAUGUGGAGCCCAACUCUGUGCUGGCCUUCUGGAGGCUGAUCUGUGACACCUUCCGGAAGAUCGUGGACAGCAAGUACUUUGGUCGGGGAAUCAUGAUUGCUAUUCUGGUCAACACACUCAGCAUGGGCAUCGAAUACCACGAGCAGCCUGAGGAGCUCACCAAUGCCCUGGAAAUCAGCAACAUCGUCUUCACCAGCCUCUUUGCCCUGGAGAUGCUGCUGAAGCUGCUAGUGUAUGGUCCCUUUGGCUACAUUAAGAACCCCUACAACAUCUUUGAUGGCGUCAUUGUUGUCAUCAGUGUGUGGGAGAUCGUGGGCCAGCAGGGGGGCGGCCUGUCGGUGCUGCGGACCUUCCGCCUGAUGCGGGUGCUGAAGCUGGUGCGCUUCUUGCCGGCGCUGCAGCGGCAGCUCGUGGUGCUCAUGAAGACCAUGGACAACGUGGCCACCUUCUGCAUGCUGCUCAUGCUCUUCAUCUUCAUCUUCAGCAUCCUGGGUAUGCAUCUCUUCGGCUGCAAAUUUGCAUCUGAGCGGGAUGGGGACACGCUACCGGACCGGAAGAAUUUUGACUCCCUGCUCUGGGCCAUCGUCACUGUCUUUCAGAUCCUGACUCAGGAGGAUUGGAACAAGGUGCUCUACAACGGAAUGGCUUCCACGUCAUCCUGGGCGGCCCUUUACUUCAUCGCCCUCAUGACCUUUGGCAACUAUGUGCUCUUCAACCUGCUCGUUGCCAUUCUGGUGGAGGGCUUCCAAACAGAGGGAGAUGCCACCAAGUCGGAGUCGGAGCCUGAUUUCUUCUCGCCCAGCCUGGAUGGUGAUGGGGACAGGAAGAAGCGCUUGGCCUUGGUGUCUCUGGGAGAGCACCCAAAGCUGCGGAGGAGCUUGUUACCACCGCUCAUCAUCCACACGGCUGCCACGCCCAUGUCGUUGCCCAAAAGCUCCAGCAGUGGCCUGGCCGAGGUUCUGGGCCCUCCCUCCCGCCGCACCAGCAGCAGUGGGUCGGCUGAGCCAGGGGCACCCCACGAGAUGAAGUCACCGCCAAGUGUCCGCAGUUCCCCUCACAGUCCCUGGAGUGCAGCAAGCAGCUGGACGAGCAGGCGCUCCAGCAGGAACAGCCUGGGCCGUGCCCCCAGCCUGAAGCGGAGGAGCCCGAGUGGGGAGCGGAGGUCCUUGUUGUCGGGUGAGGGCCGGGAGAGCCAGGAUGAGGAGGAGAGCUCGGAAGAGGAGCGCACGAGUCCAGCGGGCAGUGACCGCCGCCACAGGGGCUCCCUGGAGAGGGAAGCUAAGAGCUCCUUUGACCUGCCGGACACACUGCAGGUUCCCGGGCUGUACCGCACAGCCAGUGGCCGCGGCUCAGCCUCCGAGCACCAGGACUGCAACGGCAAUUCGGCCCUGGGACGCCUGACUCAGGCUCUGCGGCCCGAUGACCCCCCACUGGAUGGAGACGAUGGUGAUGACGAGGGCAACCUGAGCAAAACAGAACGGAUGAGGGCGUGGGUCCGAACCCGGCUCCCUGCCUGCUGCCUGGAGCGAGACUCUUGGUCUGCCUACAUCUUCCCUCCUCAGUCAAGGUUCCGCCUCCUGUGUCACCGAAUCAUCACCCACAAGAUGUUCGACCACGUGGUCCUCGUCAUCAUCUUCCUGAACUGCAUCACCAUCGCCAUGGAGCGCCCCAAGAUCGACCCCCACAGCGCUGAACGAAUUUUCCUGACCCUCUCCAAUUAUAUCUUCACCGCAGUCUUUCUGGCUGAGAUGACAGUGAAGGUGGUGGCGCUGGGCUGGUGCUUUGGGGAGCAGGCCUACCUGCGUAGCAGCUGGAACGUGCUGGACGGGCUGCUGGUGCUCAUCUCCAUCAUCGACAUCCUGGUGUCCAUGGUCUCCGACAGCGGCACCAAGAUCCUGGGCAUGCUGAGGGUGCUGCGGCUGCUGCGGACCCUGCGCCCGCUCAGGGUAAUCAGCCGGGCACAGGGGCUGAAGCUGGUGGUGGAAACGCUGAUGUCCUCGCUGAAGCCCAUUGGCAACAUUGUGGUCAUCUGUUGUGCCUUCUUCAUCAUAUUUGGCAUCCUGGGGGUGCAGCUCUUCAAAGGGAAGUUCUUCGUGUGCCAGGGCGAGGACACCAGGAACAUCACUAACAAGUCUGACUGUGCUGAAGCCAGUUACCGGUGGGUCCGGCAUAAAUACAACUUUGACAACCUCGGCCAGGCCCUAAUGUCCCUGUUCGUGCUGGCCUCUAAGGAUGGCUGGGUGGAUAUCAUGUAUGAUGGGCUGGAUGCUGUCGGUGUGGACCAGCAGCCCAUCAUGAACCACAACCCCUGGAUGCUGCUAUACUUCAUCUCGUUCCUGCUCAUUGUGGCCUUCUUUGUCCUGAACAUGUUCGUUGGUGUGGUGGUGGAGAACUUCCACAAGUGUCGGCAGCACCAGGAGGAAGAGGAGGCCCGGCGGCGGGAGGAGAAGCGUCUACGGAGACUGGAGAAAAAGAGAAGGAGUAAGGAGAAGCAGAUGGCUGAAGCCCAGUGCAAACCAUACUACUCAGACUACUCCCGCUUCCGGCUCCUUGUCCACCACCUGUGUACCAGCCACUACCUGGACCUCUUCAUCACGGGUGUCAUUGGGCUGAACGUGGUCACUAUGGCCAUGGAGCACUACCAGCAGCCCCAGAUCCUGGAUGAGGCUCUGAAGAUCUGCAACUAUAUCUUCACUGUCAUCUUUGUCUUGGAGUCAGUUUUCAAACUGGUGGCCUUUGGCUUUCGACGGUUCUUCCAGGACAGGUGGAACCAACUGGACCUGGCCAUUGUGCUGCUGUCUAUCAUGGGCAUCACACUGGAGGAGAUUGAGGUCAAUGCCUCGCUGCCCAUCAACCCCACCAUCAUCCGCAUCAUGAGGGUGCUGCGUAUUGCCCGAGUGCUAAAGCUACUGAAGAUGGCUGUGGGCAUGCGGGCACUGCUGGACACAGUGAUGCAGGCCCUGCCCCAGGUGGGGAACUUGGGACUUCUCUUCAUGUUGUUGUUUUUCAUCUUUGCAGCUCUGGGCGUGGAGCUCUUUGGAGACCUGGAGUGUGAUGAGACACACCCCUGCGAGGGCCUGGGCCGGCAUGCCACCUUUCGGAACUUUGGCAUGGCCUUCUUGACCCUCUUCCGAGUCUCCACAGGUGACAACUGGAAUGGCAUCAUGAAGGACACCCUCCGGGACUGCGACCAGGAGUCCACCUGCUACAACACGGUCAUCUCCCCCAUCUACUUCGUGUCCUUCGUGCUGACAGCCCAGUUUGUGCUGGUCAACGUGGUCAUUGCCGUGCUGAUGAAGCAUCUGGAGGAGAGCAACAAGGAGGCCAAGGAGGAGGCUGAGCUGGAGGCUGAACUGGAGCUAGAGAUGAAGACACUCAGCCCGCAAGCCCCCUCACCACUGGGCAGCCCCUUUCUCUGGCCUGGGGCCGAGGGCCCCGACAGCCCUGGCAGCCCCAAACCCGGGGCCCCACAUGCCACACCCCACACUGGAGCGGCCUCCCACUUCUCCCUGGAGCACCCCAUGGACAGACCGCUGUUUGACACCAUAUCCCUGCUGAUCCAGGGCUCCCUGGAUGGGGAGCUGAAGCUGAUGGACGAGCUGGCAGGCCCAGGGGGCCAGCCCUCUGCCUUCCCUCCUGCCCGCAGCCCAGGCGGCUCCGACCCACAGAUCCCUCUAGCUGAGAUGGAGGCUCUGUCUUUGACGUCAGAGAUUGUGUCUGAACUGUCCUGCUCUCUAGCUCUGACGGAUGACUGUUUGCCUGAUGACACUCACACACUCUUACUUAGUGCCCUGGAGAGCAAUAUGGAGUCCCACCCUGAGGAGGUGCCUGUCAUGCUGGGACCAGAUCUGCUGACUGUGCGGAAGUCUGGGGUCAGCCGAACGCACUCUCUGCCCAAUGACAGCUACAUGUGCCGGGAUGGGAGCACUGCCGAGGGGUCCCUGGGACACAGGGGCUGGGGGCUCCCCAGAGCUCAGUCAGGCUCCAUCUUGUCCGUCCACUCCCAGCCAGCAGACACCAGCUACAUCCCGCAGCUUCCCAAAGAUGCACCCCAUCUGCUCCAGCCCCAUAGUGCUCCCACCUGGGGCACCAUCCCCAAAUUGCCCCCACCAGGCCGCUCCCCUUUGGCUCAGAGGCCACUCAGGCGCCAGGCAGCAAUAAGGACGGAUUCCCUGGACAUUCAGGGCCUGGGCAGCAGGGAAGACCUGCUGUCAGAGGUGAGUGGGCCCUCCCCGCCGCUGGCCCGGGCAGCCUCCUUUUGGGGCCGCUCCAGCACCCAGGCUCAGCAGCAUUCCCGCAGCCAGAGCAAGAUCUUGAAGCACAUGCCCCCGUCAGUCCCCCGCCCAGGCCCAGAACCCACGUGGGGGAAGGGCCCACCAGAGACCAGAAGCAGCUUAGAACUGGACACGGAGCUGAGCUGGAUUUCAGGAGACCUCCUGCCCACGGACAGCCAGGAGGAAGCCCCGUCCCCACGGGACCUGAAGAAGUGCUACAGCGUGGAGGCCCAGAGCUGCCCGCGCCGGCCUGCGUCCUGGCUGGAUGAACAGAGGAGGCACUCCAUCGCAGUCAGCUGCCUGGACAGUGGCUCCCAACCCCACCUGGGCCCCGAUCCCUCCAGCCUUGGAGGUCAGCCUCUAGGGGGAGCUGGGAGCCGGCCCAAGAAGAAACUCAGCCCACCCAGUAUCUCCAUAGACCCCCCAGAGAGCCAGAGCCAGGGCCCUCGGCCCCCACCCAGCCCCGGUGUCUGCCUCCGCCGGAGGGCUCCGUCCAGCGACUCCAAGGAUCCCUUGGCCUCCGGCUCUCCCGACAGCAUGGCUGCCUUGCCCUCCCCAAAGAAAGACGUGCUGAGUCUCUCCGGUUUAUCCUCUGACCCAGCAGACCUGGACCCCUGAGUCCUGCCCCACUCUCCCACUCACCUCUCUCCACUGGGUGCCAAAUCCUAGCUCCUCCUCCUGGGCUGUAUUCCUGAAAGGUUCCACAUGGGCACCGAGGAGGUGCUCCUCCUUGCCUCAGUGGCGCUGGGCACCGGCAAGCAGAAUUUCUAGAGUUAACAGCAGCAGCCCCGGCUCUGGACAGCCCUGGCCACCUUGGCUCCAAGCGGAGAGAGAGGCCCAGCAGAGCUGAGGUUCCCGACACCAGGAGCUGUUGGGAGAAAGCAAUACGUUUGUGCAGAAUCUCUAUGUAUAUUCUAUUUUAUUAAAUUAAUUGAAUCUAGUAUUUGCGGGAUGUACGACAUUUUGUGACUGAAGAGAUUUGUUUCCUUCUGCUUUUAUGUGUCUCAGAAUAUUUUUGAGGCGAAGGCGUCUGUCUCUUGGCUAUUUUAACCUAAAAUAACUAGUCUAGUUAUGUUCCCUCUUCUUGCAAAGCACAAGCUGGGAUUGAGAGUGCAUUACAGCCUUGAUGGGGGCCCAUCCUCAGUGGAGAGCAAGAACCAUUUUGGAAACUGUAAUGUAACUUAUUUUUUUCCUUUAAUCUUGUCAUCAUUUUCUGUAGGGAAAAAAAAAGAAAAAAAAAGAUUUUACAAAUGAAAUGGAACCUUUUUAUAUAUACAUACAUACAUAUCUAUAUCUAUAAUAAAGUAAUUUUCAAAAA
This is a messenger RNA of Odocoileus virginianus texanus, 8118 nucleotides long. It is a transcript of the gene CACNA1G, whose product is annotated as calcium voltage-gated channel subunit alpha1 G. Gene Ontology annotation, biological process: calcium ion import; calcium ion transmembrane transport; membrane depolarization during action potential. The record is from RefSeq and is a predicted model, not a curated record. Gene Ontology annotation, cellular component: voltage-gated calcium channel complex; plasma membrane; neuron projection. Lineage: Eukaryota; Metazoa; Chordata; Mammalia; Artiodactyla; Cervidae. Gene Ontology annotation, molecular function: low voltage-gated calcium channel activity; voltage-gated sodium channel activity.